AUGACUAUCGACCACACCAGCUUCUACGUCCCCGAAGACAAGUUCCAAGACUGCCUCAAUUUCUAUCUUGAGGCUCUCAAGCAUCUGGGCUAUGAAAUCCGCUAUCAAUUCGGCCCGUAUGUCGCGGGUCUUGGUUCGACCAAGGAAGACUUGGAAGAUUACAAGCGGGCGGACUUUUGGGUGUUUGGAGUGAAGAGCGCACCAGAGCAACCUGCUCAUAUUGCGUUUGGUGCCCCUGAUCGCGCUGCGGUUGAUGCUUUCCACGCCGCUGCCCUCCAGGCUGGGGGUAAGGACAAUGGAGCCCCGGGUUUGCGGUCGAUGUAUCAUGCCAAUUACUAUGGUGCUUUUGUUACCGAUCCAGCCGGAAACAACAUCGAGACUGUCUGUCACCGCGCUCCAUAA
Messenger RNA from Penicillium riverlandense, 402 nucleotides. Its product is annotated as glyoxalase family protein. The record is from RefSeq and is a predicted model, not a curated record. The coding region runs from base 1 to 402 and encodes 133 amino acids. Lineage: Eukaryota; Fungi; Ascomycota; Eurotiomycetes; Eurotiales; Aspergillaceae. The transcript has 2 exons.